UUGUUUAAUGAGGACACAUUCAGGACCUGCCUUAUGUAACUCUCCCUCUGAAGAUAACUUCUCGUCCUUCCCAUUGACACCCAAGCACACUCUUCACAGGCUCCUCCCUUUCUGCUCUUUUCACUUUGGCCCUCCCCACACUCACCUGGCUCCCUAUCAGUUAUUGCCAAGGAACAGCUAGACACAAAGGACUUUCUCAGAUCUAUGAUCACAAGGACAUGUUACCUGUGAGAACUACAGCAAAAACACAAGGUGAGAGGAGUUAGCUUGGUAGGAGAGAUUGGAAGAACUGGGAAGAAGAGAUUAAUAGUGCUGAAAACAUGUGGAACUGGAUGGAAUUAGUGUUGAGACAAUUAGGAUAAAGGAAGUCAUUCAGCAGUAGGAAGAAAACAAUCAGCCAUGGGUACUUUUGAGCAUCCUUCUACAUGUCCAGCUCUGUGUUAAGCACUCUGAUGGAUUCAGGAGAAACGGAAGAUCUCAAGGAGCUUGCAGAAGCAAAACAAAUACGACACAAUGGGAAUGAGCAGAGAACAGUUCAAUGCCAAACGCUGAGAGCUGAAAUAGAUCAAAAGGGCUUGCUUGGGGAACUGUUCCUCCAGCUGGAGCCUGAGAUUUUAAUUAGCAGAGAGAAGGAAGUAAAACAUCCCAAGGGUGGGGGAGCAAAGUCAGGGGAUGGGGCUGGAGGAAUCUGAUCACCUUCUGCUUGUCCUGUCUCUUCUUACUGUGUAGGGCUUACAGCAGAUGUGAAGGGAAUCUCACCCGUGAUGAUACUAAUGGUGAUAAUUUACCUGAUGCUUUUGUUCUGGGAAAACGAGCAGAAUGAGGAAGGAGAGGGGUCCACCAUAGAGCAUCUGCAUGUGGACUAUCCUCAGAGUGACUCUCUUGUAAGGUACUGCAACCACAUGGUCUUACAAAGAGUCAUCAGGGGACCUGACAAUACCUGCAAAAAGGAGCAUGUUUUCAUCCAUGAGAGGCCUCGAAAUAUCAACAGUGUUUGCACCUCUCCCAAGAAAAUGACUUGUCAGAACCAUUCUUCCACUUUGUGUUUCCAGAGUUUGACAAAGUUCAAAAUGACAGUGUGUCAGCUCAUUGGAGGCACCAGAUACCCUGCCUGCAGGUACCACAUUUCCUCCGUGGAGGGGUUUAUUGUUGUCACUUGUGAUGACGUGGGGCCAGUUACUUUCCAGAGAUAUGUUAAAUAAGUUGAGACCACUGCCUGGGUCUGAGGGGUACUGGUACUCUCCUCUCUUGCAGACUUCUGUAUGGGGUACUGGUAUAUUGGUUCCUCUCUCAGGGGUACCAGUAACUGGUUCGCCCUGGAGCACACCUCAACUGUGGACAUGGGGUAAUGCUUUGUGUGAAUUGGGUAGCCACUAGUAAUUCAUCUGUCCUGCUGG
This is a messenger RNA of Acinonyx jubatus (cheetah), 1397 nucleotides long. RefSeq names its product ribonuclease A family member 12 (inactive) (gene RNASE12). Gene Ontology annotation, molecular function: nucleic acid binding. The record is from RefSeq and is a predicted model, not a curated record. The transcript has a single exon. The coding region runs from base 765 to 1202 and encodes 145 amino acids. NCBI's taxonomy places the organism in Eukaryota, Metazoa, Chordata, Mammalia, Carnivora, Felidae.